UCCAUUCUCUGUAAGUCUCUCUCGAUCUUCUUCUCUUUCUUCUUGGAUCUAGAUCUGUCUAGAUCUCUCCCUCUCCUCUCUCAAUUUUACAUGGGCCCAGCAGGAAGGAGCUUGAAAGGUGGCAAUGGCAAGUGGUGAUGGUCCCCUUUUUUUUUCGUAAAGGGGUUAGGGUUUGUGAUUUGGGCUGGUACAAGCUUUUUGGCCCCACCAAGCUCAAUUAGGUUUGGUCCAUUUGGAGCAAGGCUCAGGUUUGAGCUCAAGUCCAGUUGGGGUUGGAGCUUGGUAAAAUUUUUGGGCUGAAGCUUGGCCUGAAGCUUGAAUUCUUUUUUUAUUUUUCAAGAUGGGCUCAGGCAGUAGGAAAACCCGAGUCGGCCUGGCCUAGUUCCAAUCCUAACCGGGAUGCCACCGCAUCUUCAAGUGUUGGUACCAUACAAACUUGUUCUUCAAUCAGUUUUUGUCACUAGGACCUUGACUUUAAACCUUGCUUUUUUUCGAUUAGAUUAAAUAUUAAUAACUGCUAAUAUGCUAAAUUUGGAGUACAUGUUAAAUGCCUAAAUAUGUUUCAAUGGUUCAUGUACCACUUAUUGCCUAAGAUAAAGUUGGCACGAUAUUCUAUAUUUGCUCCAUAUUUAAGUGUUGUUCCUAAAUGCAAGAUGCAAGAUAAGUUGCGGACCCAUUGAUUACUGUUAUCUGCUAUAUUCUCUGAUUGUUAAUUCGAGUUAGAAGAUUUACUAAGUUUGAGAUGUCUAAGUUUUUGUUAUAUCAGAAUUCGGAUACUUGAGGCCUAACAUUUAUUAUAUAUCUGUAUCGUGUAUUGCUUAAUCUUCACCAUUCGGAACACCUCUUACUUGUCCUUAUGUACAUUGUUUCUUUAUAUUUCCAUUUUGUCAUUCAGUCUCUAUUUAGAAAAGCAUAUAAGAAACUAUGCAAUUUCUCAAUAACCUGUUCACAUUAAUUUUGGUACAGUCCCUUUAUCUUGGCCAUCUCUCUUUUUUUCCUGGAAGUUUGAAGUUAUACUAAUAAUCCCCUUUAUUUUAAUUUUGCAAAUUUGCAUCUUAUGCACCAAUUUAUUAAAAAUCAUAUAGAAGAGAAGUGAAGACCUUGCUCGUGCUUCUGUAGAGCGGAUGGAAGUUGGAAACAACAUAAGUAGCAAUACAACCUUGGGAUCUAAAGUCAAUAGUACUAUGCUACCCCAAUUAUCUGCUCCAAAUAUCGGCAACACUAUUUAUGCAGAUGACUAUUACACUCUGUUGUAGUGCUGAACAUUGUAUGUUUCGGCAGUCAUUCUCUACCAUCUCCAUGAAUACGCACUCGCUUUAUCAGUUCUAGAACGAUUAUAUCAAAAUAUAGAACCCAUUGAUGAGGCAACAGCUCAUCAUGUAUGCUUCUUUUACUGGAUGUUGCAUUAGCUUGCCAAGAUGCAUCAAAAGCUGCAGAUGUAAUUCAGUAUAUGGAAAAGUCUUUUGGUGUUCGACACAUGAUAAAUCAAGUUGAUAAUGGAAGCAUUAAUCAACAUCAGUCUAACCAUGGAUCCAAAAUUUCUGCAACAAGUAACACAAUCGGUCCAGAUGCCUCUGGUUCAGAUUCAAGUAGCAGUGCAAUUGUUUCCGAGAAUGUUCUGACAAGAACUUUAUUGGAUGACACGCUGGAGUAUGAGACAUUGUACUCAACAUUGGAUACUGGAACUCAGAAUUUGGGCAGGUCUGCCUUGAAUGAUUGUUCAAAUUCAUCAGCUGAUCGAGCCGCUUCGGCCAUUGAUCUGAAACUAAAUUUGCAUCUUUACAAGGUCCGACUACUUCUUCUUACAAGGAACCUGAAGGCUGCAAAGCGUGAAGUUAAGCUUGCUAUGAACAUUGCACGGUGCAGAGAUUCAUCUGCAGCACUUCUUUUGAAGGCGCAGGUAGAAUAUGCUCGUGGUAACCAUCGAAAGGCUAUAAAACUGUUGAUGACGUCUAGUAACAGGACAGAAGCAGGAAUGCUUAGUAUGUUCAAUAACAACCUUGGUUGUAUAUAUCACCAGCUUGGGAAACACAACAUUUCAACUCUGUCCUUUUGUAGGGCACUGAAAAGCAGUACGUUACUUCAUCCUGAGAAGCCUCUGAAGCUUCCUACCUUUUCACAGGAUAAAUCUCUUGUUAUUUUAUACAACUGUGGGCUACAAUAUCUAGCUUGUGGAAAGCCACUGGUUGCAGCUCGUUGUUUCAAUAAAGCCCGAUCAAUUUUUUUGAACAGGCCCCUUCUGUGGCUCCGGUUUGCUGAAUGCUGCCUUUCAGCUUUAGAGAAGGGGCUUUUACAACCUAGUGGUGCUUCAUCAUCAGGUGGCGAGGAGGUUAAAGUUCAUGUUGUUGGUACAGGCAGAUGGAGGCAACUGGUGAUUGAUGAAAAGAACCUGAAAUAUAGGUGUUCAGAUGGCCCAGGAGAAGAUGGUGCAAUCAGUCUUGAUGGUCAGUUCAGGCUCUCGCUUCCAUUUGCCCGGCAGUGUCUGCUUAAUGCUCUGCAUUUGCUGAAUAACUUUGAACCGACAAAAUCUGGCGCUUCGGACUCCAAUAAGGAAGAUGGCGGCGGCCAAGAAAUCUCCUUUGGUGCCAGGAACUCAAGCCACAGGAACGCAUUAUCUGGAGAUUCAAAGGCAUCCAAUGCAACAUCAGCCUCUGCAGCAGCAGGUGCAAAUGGUGAUUCUAAAGAAGUUAAAGGAGGUACGAGCUCGAGCUCAACCUUGCAGAGUUCUGUCACUGCAUACGAGGACACAUGCAAGAAAGUAAACAACCUGAUAAAGCAGGCUGUUCUUGGUGACUUAGCUUAUGUGGAGUUGAGCCUUGAAAAUCCUUUGAAAGCAUUAGCUGCUGCAAAAGCACUUCAGCAUUUGCCAGACUGCUCUAGAAUUUACAAUUUUCUUAGUCAUAUUUAUGCUGCUGAAGCUCUUUGCCACCUGAACCGACCUAAAGAAGCUGCUGAACAUCUAUCAAUCUAUAUUUCAGACAAGAACGAAGUUCAGUUUCCAUACAGUGAUGAAGACAGAGACUUAUGGAGAAUGGAGAAAGGUGGAGAUGGUGAGGAGUUGGGCGGUCAUUUGAAUGCCAAAACUAGUUUAGAGGAGCCUCAAGGUACAGUGUUCCUGAAGCCUGAAGAGGCUCGUGGGGUCCUUUAUGUAAAUCUUGCUACGAUGUCCAUAUUGCAGGGGAAUCACGAGCAGGCUAGCCGGUACGUGAAGGAAGCUCUUUCGGCAUUGCCUAACAAUCCUAGAGCUACACUUGCAGCCAUUUAUGUUGAUCUCCUACUUGGGAGAAUACAGGAUGCUCUCGUCAAAUUGAAACAGUGUAGACAUGUUGCAUUCGUCCCUGGAGGUGUAAAAUUGAGACGCACAUGUUGAUUGUACCAAUGACAUAGUUGAUUAGCAUUCCCAACCCCUACGGAAUAUUAUCUAGAGGAGAAUCGUAGAGUUAUGUGUACCAUAAGUUCAAGUGAUCGUCUAAUCAGUGUUUUUCAUUGUUCAGGUUGCGGUGGCGCUGCACAUUGUUUUAAUAUGCAGGUGCGCACCUUUUGAGUUUGAGAUGCUCAGACUCGAGCAGAGAGAGAUUAGUUCCUUUGGAAAAAGCUUUUGGAAAAUACAUUGAUUCAGGAAAAGAAAUGCAGAAUAUCUCUUCUUGCUUGCAACGCUUUGAUUUCAGUUUUGUGGUUACCGUAAUGCAAUUAUGGCCGCUGACCUCUUGUUCUUAAACCCAUCUGGGACCUUACAGAGACUUUUUACAAGCUGAUAGCCGCAGCCUCUGAAUGCGGACAUCCAGCAAAAAUCCCCUUUUUAACUUGUGUGCGAAGGCAAGCAGUUUGACACGGACCCACAGCCCUAACGCUCUCUCCUACUCGAAAGGGACGCCGCCCGCCUAUGGCGUGGGUCUCAUGUGAUCUUGGCGUUCCAGUGAGGGACUCGCACGAUUGAUAAAGCUGUGACGUUUCCCCGGACCUGGCCUCGAACAUCAUCUACCAUGGAUUCGCAGUCUUAAGCGACUGAGUAGUGGAUCGAUCCAGACUUAUAAACCUAUGUGGCAUCCAUUCAUCAGCUGAUGUGGGACUAUGUGAUGAUCACCUUCUGACAUUUGUUAUGCCUUUCAAGAAGAGCAAGACACCUGCUCGCAUGCAGCCAUCCUACGACCAACCUUUCCAGUGUUUCCAGGCAAGUCUUCUCCCAGCAGACGAUGAGCUUGACCGUGUCCCCUGGGCAUCUUUGAGGGGGAAUUUCGGUGGUUUUUAGCUUGGCUCCUCAGGCCAUGGGAUUGCAUAGGGUGGAUAAUAGGAGAAUGAGGAAGAGGGCUGCAACUGUCCAACCACGGUUUUCUUUUAGUAGCUGCCCUGGUUGUAUGCCCCUUAUAAUGUGGAGUCUCUUGAGGUGGAUGCCAGCUUGCUUAGUUGGACACUUCAUUCCCCUGCUCUUUUCGGCGAAAUUAGUCGAGUGAACUUGGCAGGUUAUCCUUUUUGCCGGCUGAUUUUAAUGGACAUUGCAUGCUGAGGGUCAGACCAAAAAAGAGGUAAACCUUCCCAAAUAUUGCACGAGCCUGUCCAAAUAUGGUAUAAGGAAGACUCUGAAUACUAAUUGUUUGUGAGGAGAAA
Molecule: messenger RNA, 4605 nt
Organism: Phoenix dactylifera (date palm)
Lineage: Eukaryota; Viridiplantae; Streptophyta; Magnoliopsida; Arecales; Arecaceae
Source: RefSeq, a predicted model, not a curated record